AUGGCCACCAUCGAGCCUCGCCUGAUCCACUUGUUAAACGAAUCAACAUCUACACCUCAGCUUCACCAUGCUGACCUGCCUCCGCUGCACGCUUUGCCGCUGCCGACUUCCACAGAGCGACCUCUGCCGCCGCUCGAGCUUGAUGCCGCCUAUCGGCCAAGCGGCGCCUCGGCAUAUCCACUGCGCCUGUUCCUUGCAGACCACGACGUCGCGGAGCCGCUUUCUCACGGCCGCUCCAAACCCAUCAACGACCUGAGUGAUGCCUCCGACGAUGGUUACAGCAAAAAGCGCGCCCGAAACAUCCAUGUCAAGGAUGACUUCGUCCAGCUGCCCCAGCCAAUGAAGCGACAAAAGUCGGCUCAACAGGCGCCUGCCAUGCCGCCCAUCAUCAAUGGUCUACUCGAACCUCCAAGCCAUCCGGCUUUGUUUCCUCCCAUUGUGUCGAAUGCCUAUGAUGAGAAAGUUGUCAGUCAGAUGAGGCUACUCAAUGAAUGUGCUUUACAGGGAGCUGUCGAGGAUCGCGCCAGGCGGUCACCCGAGGCCGACAAGUCGGGCAAGAGCAGGAAGCGGGCUGCCAAGCCUCGCAGGAAGUGGUCCGAAGAGGAGACAAAGCACCUGCUCUUGGGCGUGAAUCGACAUGGCGUUGGGAAAUGGACCAGCAUUCUCGAGGAUCCAGACUUCACCUUCAACGACCGAACUGCCGGGGACCUGAAAGAUAGGUUCAGGACAUGCUGCCCCGAGGAGCUACGCAGUUCAAGCAAGUCCUCCUCGCAAGCUGGCUCGCCCCGUGCAGCGCCUCAAGAUGCUGGACGUCGGACCAAGUCGGGUAUUCACUCGGAGAACAUUCUUAUCGAGGACUCGCCCUCGCCGAAAGAGGCUGGCGAGUCCGACUCAACGCCCAAGCCUAGGAAGAGCCGUGCCCACCGCAAGAAGCUCGAGGACCUGGCCGAGUUGGGUAUUCACGGCCCGUUCAAGAAGUCGCAUAGACGUGAACGCCGACCCUUUACUGAGCAGGAUGAUCGUGAGAUCCUCGAGGGGCUGGAUAUAUAUGGCCCGGCCUGGACCAAGAUCCAGCGUGACACUCGCUUCAACCUAUCCAGCAGACAGCCGACGGAUUUGAGAGACCGCGUCCGCAACAAGUACCACAGCAUCUAUCAGCGCAUUGAAAAGGGAACCUUCAACUCCAAGGACGAUGCUCGAAGCAACGUUCUCGAGCCUUCCGUCACCAUGUCCAUCGACAGCUCUCUACAACGGUCCAAGGAAUCAUCCAAGGUUCCUCGAUCCAGCCACAACGCCAAGGAGGAUUUGCCAACAUGGCCAUUGCACGUCGUUGACGCGUCCAACUGUACCCAGCCAUCGCAGACCUUUGAUUUUGGUGAGACGGGUGGGCCACACUUCAUGGGUGGUGAGAUGGACAUUUCGAGACUGUUGCUUGAUGACUCCAGGAUGACUCAGGCACCUGCACGACAUGCUGCAGACUAUUCUCCCGAUCCAUCAUCGCCGCCAGCCUAUAUCACAGAGCCGCGCCGCGACAGGCACGCUAGCCAUUCCGUCCGAUGUUGA
This is a messenger RNA of Metarhizium album ARSEF 1941, 1563 nucleotides long. Its product is annotated as MYB DNA-binding domain containing protein. Bases 1 to 1563 code for a protein of 520 amino acids. The transcript has a single exon. Lineage: Eukaryota; Fungi; Ascomycota; Sordariomycetes; Hypocreales; Clavicipitaceae. The record is from RefSeq and is a predicted model, not a curated record.